AUGAGUUUCGUCGUUGGAAUCAAAGAUUCUAUCAAGGACGCUGUGAAGUCAGUGAAGGAUGAAAUCAAGGGAAAGAAUAAGGAUAAGCACGAGCACGAUGUAUCUCAAAGUGGAUCCGAGCAUGCUCUAGCCAGCAGUGUGGAGAAGAACGCACAGAAGGUAUGUGGAAGUUUUUGUACCUAAAA
This is a messenger RNA of Cylicostephanus goldi, 185 nucleotides long. Lineage: Eukaryota; Metazoa; Nematoda; Chromadorea; Rhabditida; Strongylidae. The record is from the annotation of a GenBank genome assembly.